This is a messenger RNA of Schistosoma bovis, 3950 nucleotides long. Lineage: Eukaryota; Metazoa; Platyhelminthes; Trematoda; Strigeidida; Schistosomatidae. The record is from the annotation of a GenBank genome assembly.
CGUGACAACAAAAUCUCGUUAUAAAUUUGGAUUUACACUUCAAAGUCUAGCAGUCGAUUGAUUUUAAUGAAUGACUUUAUCUACAAACUCAAAUAUGUUAUAUGUUUUCGGAGUAAAAUGUUAAUGUUUGGUAUUCUUUGCCAUUUAUGCCUUACUGGAACCGUACUGACAACAUGUCAUCGAUUUUAUGCGAUAGAAACAGAUUUAAGUGAGGUUGAGGUAAAUGAUUUGGUCGGUGGUUUUGGAGGUACAGUCACUGGAAGUCUACCUCAUCAAAAUGUUUACGAAAUCAGCUACUCCGAAUGCAGUGAAUACGAACGACCUUCAUUUGGUUUUUUAAAGCGAUCACGAAGAAGCAAUCAUGAAACAUUUCAGGAAAGCAUUAAAAGUCAUCCCAAGGUUCAAGAAAUUAAACAACUAAAGAUCCUAAACGUUCAAAAACGUUUCACCGUAUACAAUUCCGAAUUCGAUGCAAAAGUAGCUCAAAGUUUAAAAAAGACUCCAUUACCCAAAGAAAUGAUGACUGAGUCGGAUGCUGAAUACAAUCGACAAUACAUCGAAUAUGCCAAAAGAAUUAGAAGUGCUGUAAAUGUAAAUGAUCCAGCAGCAUAUUAUGUAUGGCAGUACCUCAAUGAUGGUAAUAGUGUUAGUCCUUUGAUUGGACUUGAUAUUAAUUUAUAUCCAAUAUUCUUGGAGGAUGUCACUGGCAGAGGAACAAAUGUUGUUAUAUUAGAUGAUGGAUUGGAUACAAGUCAUCCCGAUUUACAAGCCAAUUACGAUGAGACGAUAUCUGUUAAUAUGGACAGACCGCAAGAGAAUGGGUUAAGUCCACGUGGACCACGCAAAAUUAUUCCUGAGAAUGAUGGACAUGGGACAAGAUGUGCCGGUCUUGCUGGUGCAGUAAUUAAUAACAGCUUCUGUUCUCACGGUGUUGCACCAAAAACUAAAUUAGGUGGUAUACGCAUGUUAACUGGACCAGUUACAGAUUUUGUAGAAGCUAAAGGUUUAUCGUAUAAAGUUGAAUUAAUCAAUAUAUUUUGUUCAUCAUGGGGACCAUCUGAUGAUGGUAUUACAAUGGAUCUACCACAUAAAUAUGCAAAAGAUUCAUUAAGUCAUGGUUUAGCAAAGGGUCGAAAUGGUUUAGGUUCAAUUUAUAUUUUUGCUUCUGGAAAUGGUGGUUUGUCCGGUGACAGUUGUGGUGCUGAUGGAUUUGUCAGUUCACCGGAUGUAAUUGCUGUUUCAGCAGUAGAUAAUCUUGGUCAAAAAACUAUGUAUUCAGAACCUUGUUCUGCAAUCCGUGUAUCAGUUCCUGUUGGUGGAUCACCUGAAAUGUCUGAUAUGAAUAUUUUGCCUACUACAAUGGAAAAUGAUAAGUGUAUGAAGAGUUUUAUGGGCACUUCAGCAGCUGCUCCAAUGUUCGCAGGAUGUUUAGCAUUGGCACUAGAAGCAAAUCCUAAAUUAACAUGGCGCGAUAUAUCACACUUAUUACCAUGGAGUUCACGUAUUCCUAAUCCCAAUGAUAAAGGUUGGUUAGUCAAUGGUGCUGGACUAUUUCAUCAUCCAUAUAUUGGAUUUGGAACAAUUGAUUGUUAUCGUCUAGUGAAAUUAGCUAAACAAUGGAAUUUUGUCGGACCAUUAUGUGUUUUAACUUAUAAAAAAGAAGUAUAUAGUGUACCAGACAAUUGGGCUAGUUUACAGGGUAAAAAGAAAACGAAUAAUGUUCAACAUUUAUUUCAAUGUGAUGACCAAUGUUCAGCAGGAAUUAUUCAUCAGUAUAAAUCAGAAUAUGCACAAAGCUGGCCACUUAAAUCUCAUUCCGAUACCAUAAUUGAUUUCAAUUUGACCGAUUUAUCUGGACUGACUCAAUAUUCAUUACCACAGAAUAUUGUAGAAAAUACUCCAUGUCAGGUAGACAUUGUUGAACAAGCUAUUCUUGAAGUUAAAUGGAAGCAUUCCUGUCGUGGAAGUUUAGAGAUACGUUUAAUUAGUCCAUCAAAUACUGACGCAUUAAUAUUAGGUCAACGAAAAUUAGAUACAUAUGCAGGUGAAGGAUCAAUGAUAUUUACAUCAGUGGUACAUUGGGGUGAAAUUGCUGCUGGUUUAUGGAAGUUAAAGAUUCAUGAUCAUGGACAAUGCAAACCAAAACAAUCCACUGAUGAUAAUAAUAAUAUCAAUGGUUUUAUCACCGGUGUUCAGCUAACAAUUCGUGGAACAUCUAAAAACAAUAACGGAUUUACUAUGAAUAAAAAUCUACUAGAACCAUUAUUGACAACAGUUGGUAAAAAAGCUUUAGUCACUCGUUCUGGACAUGAACUAAAAACAGAAGAAAUUAAAAAAACAUUUAUAGAACAAAGAGAUUUAUCAUUUUCACUUUCUAAAUCAAUAUUUUAGCAAGUACUUUUUUAUUACUAACUGUUACUAAGAGGAGGUUUGUGGGGGUUGCUGACUUUUCAUAGACUUUUUUAUUCAUUGAUUUUAGCUGGAUAACUAUUGAAAAAGUAGGUACUGGAGAGUAGUUUCGUCCUAGUACGGAUCUCUUUAGAAGUGCAUGCGAGGUCGAAGGUUCUAGGUUCGUUCCCUGGUAGGGUUGUGAAUAUAUGUUGCUAAUAAGUCGCAUAAAACGACGAAGCCACUGUCUUAUGCUUCAUAUUUUUCGAUGAUUUUCCACCUAACUUCAAUGAAUGAUGUAACUUACAAAAUUUAAUCACUAGUAUUUUUACCACGAAACUUUUAAGAAUGAAAAAUAUUGAAUUAAUCAAGUGAAGUUGACAUUUCAUUCAUUAAUCAUUGUUAAUCAGACGUUUCUUCUAUUCAUUUUAUUAUUUUGGUUUUAUUUAUAAUGUUAUGAUUAUGAAGAUAAUUGUUGUUUAAACCCUUAAUUCAAAUAAGGAAUUAUUAGGAAUUGUGGAGUAUAUUGACUAGAUAUUUCAUUAUUGAUUAAAAUACACUAUAGCAACACUCCUACAAUCAAUUUCGAUUAUAGUUAAUUUUGGUUAAGCUCUUCUAUUACCUUACAUAACAGACAAUGUUAUUAGAACAGUAACAAUUCGCAUAUUCCUUUGUACUAUUAUGAUCACUAUCAUAUAUGUAGAAAUGUUUAGUCUUGAUCACACGACAGCCUAUGCACAUCUUUCUUUAGCUUAAAUGUUGAUGGCUUAAAUAUCUCUCAGUGAAUCAUUUUCUUCCUCAAGUAUAUUUUGUACUCGAGUCCUAUUAUUAGGCAUUGUCUUGCGUAAUAGUGCCUUAUUUGAUUUGACUAGAAAUUUGCCUCUGUAUUUGCUUUCAUACACACAUUCGCCCCUCUGCUUCUAAUUCACCCGGUGUGCUUGUAGCUUUGUUAUUCAUGUUUGUUUUCCAAUUGACUCAUGAUUUCAACUAGUGAAAAUCUCCAUAAAACCCCUCCUGAUAAUAUCCGCUAAUAAACUGUAGUUGCCGCUUCUUAUUGCCUUCUGAUUUCCAACACCAUUGAGAUUUAUAUAAUAACGUUUACAAAGGUGAUUGAUUAACUAAGCAAAGCCACUUCAACUUUUAUCUUGUUAACCCAUAAUUUCAUAGGGAAUUGAAACUGAUUAUUACCUAUUCAUGAAAACCAUAAGCUUAGUACUAUUUUAUUUACUUAAUUGGUGUCAAGUUAUUCAUAAUUCCAGUUUCCGUCUAUUUACGACACAUUAGUAUCGUUAGUUAACCCCAUCUACGAACUAAUGUCACAUUUCCAACUUCAUUGCUUAGAAAAAAAAGAAAGAAUUUAUUUUCAUCUUGAUAAAUAAGUCUUUAUUCAAAAUGGAAAUUAUAAUCAAGUGUUUGAAAUUCAAUUACUUCAUUCAUUAUAUCAUAAAUUAAAAACGUUUGUGAAAGAUUUGUCUGUCAAUUCCCAAAUUUAAAUUUAUUAUCAGAAGGGGUUUUGUGGAUAUUAUAGUAAUUUCAAUGGUUAAGAUCAUGAGUCAGUUGAA